Molecule: messenger RNA, 6448 nt
Organism: Anopheles nili
Lineage: Eukaryota; Metazoa; Arthropoda; Insecta; Diptera; Culicidae
Product: HEAT repeat-containing protein 1 homolog
Exons: 4
Coding region: 1-6327 (2108 amino acids)
Biological process (GO): maturation of SSU-rRNA from tricistronic rRNA transcript (SSU-rRNA, 5.8S rRNA, LSU-rRNA); positive regulation of transcription by RNA polymerase I
Cellular component (GO): 90S preribosome; t-UTP complex; small-subunit processome
Molecular function (GO): snoRNA binding
Source: RefSeq, a predicted model, not a curated record
AUGGCAACCAGUUUAGCAGCACAGCUAAAACGCUUAGCAGCGCCACAAACGUCCUCGUUCCAGGAUGUCCGGAAGCAGGCAUCAAUCUUGUUCGACGCGAAGGAGGCCGCUAGCAAGGAUCGAGAAGUCAUUUACGACAUCGGUGUUAGCGGUCUGGAGGAGCUGAAGCAAAUGCACGGAGCAUUUGCUCAGUUCGAGGCAACGCUGUUUGAUAAAAAUUCCAUCGAAUUGCAGCGUUCCGUCCAAGACAAGUCGGUGAACGCUGCGCUGAAUGACAGCAUAAGGCGAUUUUUUUUCCAUCUCUCACCGUACUUUAUGCUACAGCCGGCCCACAAAUGCUUGGAGUGGCUGAUACGUCGCUUUGAAAUUCACAAGUACAACUUCGAGGACUUUGUGUUGCUUAUUUUGCCAUACCAUGAGACGCGUGUCUUUGUUCGGUGCCUGCAAACCAUGAAACUCUCGGAGCACGAUUCGUUGUCAUUCGUCGCAUCUGUCGGCGAGUCUGGCGUUCCACUGUCGAAGCGAACGAUCAUCGAACACUGCGUUAGGCGUCCAACGUACUUGAAGAAAAUUUCAACCUUCGUGUAUCAGGCAGCCCAAGAACUGGGCAGUAAGGCAAAUGUACUGCAGGCAUCCUAUGCGUUCUACUGUUCGAUCGUUUUGGGUGUUUACGAUAGCCUCGACACCAUCACGGUAGACUAUGUGGCACCCGUAAUGAAAUCGAUCAGUUAUGGCAUUGCAUCGAGAUCGAUCGAUUUCACAGCCUGUGCAUACAUGAUCAUCGCCCAUAUGGCAACGAAGGCGGAUCUUGCCCCGCGCAAGCUAGAUUUGUUAAUCCAGCGGAUCUGCACUGUGCCGUCUAUGACCACCGAAGCGACCAUGGUGCUGGUGGUCAUCUUUCAAACGCAACACGAGCAGCUGAACACGCUGUCGGACGAUCUGAUUAACACAAUUGUACGUUGUAAAUGGCUUCCACAGUCCCUGGGUGCCCUCAAAGAUGAAGGGACCGAUGUGAUCAUGAUUUAUCGGAAAGUUUUGGGAAAAUGUCUCAGCCAAAUUUGCUGCCUUAAACAACCGCAAUCGAGCCACACGUACAGUGCGUUCUGUGAGCAACUGCAGCUUGAAAUCCAGUUGACUGAUGGCGAAGCGGAAGAAAUCAUAGAGUGUAUGCUUAACUCGUACGUGUCCGCGAAAAAGGGGAACAAAGUAGCUCAGAAUGGACAUUCGCUGGAUAACAUCACGAUAGAGAUUGAUAGCGAACCCGAGGACUUUGGGAAUGCAGAUCAGGCGGUGACGAAGUGGUACUCAGGAUUCCUGAAAACCUUCGAACGGCGGUAUCCGACCGCUUUCGACAAUGUCGUAAAGCGUAUUAUGAAGGCCCAGGGCCAGUACUCGGACAAGAAACAGAACGCGCUCCGGAAUGUGCUAGAUUUCCUGCUGCAGGUGUCGCACAAUGGCGAGUCGACGGAACUUUUCGAGAAUAUUUUCCACGUCAACGCUGAAAUACGUGCGAAUGCGGUGAAAUAUCUGGUGGUCAAUAUGCGCAACAUUAUGGCCCAGGAUCGCGGCAAGAGGGAACUGCUGCGGGAUAGCAUUCUGGAGCGAUUGAAUGACGAAAGUUGCGAGGUUAUACGUCACUUGCUAGACAUCGCUCCUCAGGAUCUAGUGGACGUUGUUGGCGCCGAGGAACUGAUUAUCAAGUUGAGCAAUCUAGUGCUAAAGUGUGUCACGGAUCAGCAACGCUGGAAGCCAGUGACAUCCCAGCUGAUCACGCUACUCACCGACGAACGGAUUUAUGGCAGUGUGGAUGUAAAUCGCGUAAUCAUUUCGCUCUAUCCGCUUAAUGUUCCAUUGGGAGAUCGUCAGGCUGAAAAGGAAACCAACAAGCAGCUGUUUUCUACCAGCUUUGGAAAAAAGUAUAUGUCCGCUCAGUUCUACGGCAAAGCAGAAAACUGCAGAACGAUACUUACCACGCUGGAACAAGCUGGUCAGUGCACGAAUCCAAUGCAGAUGUGUGUCAACAUACAGCUACUUACGGACGCAUUGCCGUCUCCCUGCUCAGUAGAACUAGCGGAUAAGGUGCUCAUGUACGCCAUCACGCAGUUGAAAACCCACCACUUCAUAUACGCACAGACUUCCGAUAUGCAGUGUUUGAAAAACGGUAAACUGCCGUUGCACUUCAUCACGAUUCCGAUUAAAAAGAUCAUACAAUGCGUGAAGUUCGAUCCGAUUGUGGAAAUGAAUUUCGAACGCCAAAGUGUGUCGCUGAAGCUUCGCUUGCGAAUGUUCACUGUGCUAAUCGAGCGAUACUGUACGACGAAAAAGGCGCACGAAGAAGUGCGAUCAUUGUUCGAAAACCUUCUGAGACAGUUCCUGGUGGAGCUGUAUCCCAAGGUGGAGAGUAGGGUCGAGUUUCUAUCCCACUUCUACACCGUGCAUCUGAUCAACCAGGCGUCGAAGGAUGAGUCACUGCAAUUGCUUGUCAACCCGAUGCUGCAAAUUCGCUGCCAGCGACUGCUGAAUAACAUCCUGCAACAGGAUGUGUGCGUCAUCUCGACGAACACGCUUGUGAACGUUUUACAAGCGCUCACAUCCCGUGUGUCGGUGGUGCGGGAAUGUGCGGUAGAAACCAUCAAGUUGAUCGCAGGAUUUGAUAGCCAAAACGGUCUAUCGCGAGCAUUCAAUAAGUUUCUCGUGAAGCUGCUAAAACACAGGGAAGAGCUUAUAAUGGACGAUGAGCAGCUUUCGCUGGUAAUGUUUACGAUCUUUUGCCUCGAAGACAGCAAUAAGUAUCAAUCGGCAAUAGAGUAUUUUAUGCAACGCACCGUCGAUCCUGGUACACCGCCCUACAUCGUGUGUGGUAUAAUGGAUUUCAUAAAGCUGCUCGACAACUCGCACGUACUGGAGCAAUCGGCCUCCAAAGCCGUUACGAUACUGGAUUCCGUAAUCAAUGGCAAGGAUCGAGUGUCGUUCGAUAUGUAUGAAUCAAAGGUCCUGCAGCUGGUGAUCGAUCGGUUUAACCUGGGUAUCACCGAGCAGCUAGUCCGUAGUGAGGUAUGCAAGUGUCUAGUAACAUUGACCCUUCAAUGCAACAAACCGCUGGUGUUGCCGGCGCAACGUAAAUUCUGCACCCCAGCCACUAUGAUGAUCGAGGCGAUAAGUGGAGACAUCUUCGAAACACUGCCAAAGGCGUACGCUAAACAGGUGGUGCAAGGCAUCGUCCACUCAGCCACAAUGUCGGACUAUCCGGAAACGAAUGCAGUGACGGCGAAGCUAUUCAAAAACCACUCUAUCGACGCCGAACUCGUAGUGGAUCUACUGAGUGCGAUGUAUGAGAGCGGGCAUCCCAGUUCGGCUAACGGUGGUAACACACCGUCUCGUAAAGCUAUCAUUGCAGUUGCCCCAUCCGAACGUGUCCUGUCCUCAACGGCUUGGAAGUGUGGCGUGACGUUGCUUGAGCAUCUGCAAAACAAGAAAAACCUAGAAAACGCUCACCUACUAUUACCGAAGCUGUUUGAGUGCCUCAAAUACUGUCUCGAUUUCGAGGAACAAUCGGUGGUGGAAUAUGUUAAGCAGAUCGUCCUUUCGCUGUUGCUACACUGCAUCCAAAAGGUUGAGCAAGCGAAUAGCAAGGGCGAAUCACCGUUCACAAAGGGUAGCAGCGUAUUUAAGGUUGAACAGAUUGUGCAAUGCAUCCGGGGCACACAGAAUCCGCAAACGCACCAUCACGCUCUGCUGCUGUUGGCUCACGUUGCACGCUACGUGCCAGAUCAGGUGCUGCACAAUAUGAUGGAAAUCUUUACGUUCGUUGGAUCAUCGAUCGUACGGCAGGACGACGCGUACAGCUUCCAGAUCAUUUCGAAGAUUAUCGAGAGCAUCGUUCCAACGAUCGCUCACGGCGGAAACGCUGGUAAAACGGACAAUGCCAUUGAACAGGUCAUUCCGAUACUAAAGAUAUUUUCCGACAUCAUACUGGACGUGCCGGAACACCGCCGUAUCCUGCUGUAUGUGAAGCUGAUCAAUACGCUCGGUGCCAACGAGUACCUGUGGGUGUUCUUGGGUGUGCUGAUAGAAUCGGAUGUCAUGAAGGGUGGGCACAAGGCCGAGCAGAAAAAUAAACCUAAAUCACGUGCUGAAGCUGAGCUGUCGAAAAGCGAACUAUCCCGGCGCAUGGAGGUGGCGCUGCUAAUUGCACGUGAAUUCGAACCCACCGUCAUCAUUCAGACAUGCACAAAUCUCAUUGAUUAUUUGCGCGAUCUGCCCAUGGAUGCUAAUGAGAAGGAUAAUGGUAUUGAGCACGCGAUGGAACUGGACGUCGGCGAAUCGACGAUCUUCAGCGUGAAGUCUCAUGACGCACGUCAGCUGAAGCACUUCAAGUACCUGUUGGUGCAGUUCGUUGGUGGGCUUGUCUCGUCGGUGUUCGUAAUCAACAAAAUCGCCCAGCUGAAUGAAGAGGAAACGCUUGGCAUGAAGAAGUACUACCAGAACCUAAUCGUGGGCAUCCUGACGUACGUGAACGAUGUUUCGAAGAAGAUUGACAGACUGAAGGCUGAGAACAGUGACGAUAAAAUACCGUACUACUGGCGGGCGAUGUUGAACAACUGUUACGAUAUUCUGGAAGGUACCAUUUCGCUACUUUCAGCCGAUACGCUGAUCAUCGUUGUGCAUGGGCUGCUAAACCAUCGCUUCUUGAUGGUUCGCCGAAAGGUGAUCGAGCUGCUGAACAACAAGCUGCAGUACAAACAGGAUUACUUCAUCGAAAAGCAUUAUCCAGGGUUGGUGAAGCUUUUCGAUCCGAUCAUGGGACUGGUGAAAAACAUGUACGACGAGGCGCCGGUCGUUGGAACAUCCUUCGAACGGAUGGUCAUCGUGCAGUUGUGCUACAUUGCUUUGCGUCACCUGUCGAAGAUCCUCACGCAGUAUGACACCAAAAAGGUUCAAUCGAUCCUGGCCUCACUGAUGGACGAGCUGCACGGGUAUAAGAAAAAUCCCAACACGCAAACACUGGCCUCGCUGAUCCUUUGCAUCGGGGAGCUGUGCAGCAACCUCGGACCGUACUCGAUCAGUUAUCUGCCAAAGUUUAUGCCGAUGUUGAACAAGUUUCUUAACGCGCAGCUGUUGUCGGACGAACCGUUCGAUAUGCUUACUUCCAGCAUCGUGUUGCUGACGGUAAAGAUCGUUGAUUCGCUGUCACGUUUCCUCUCGCCGUACCUACCAACGAUGUUGUUUGGGUUGACGAAACUCUACGCCAUGAUCGAAAAACGCAACGAUCCGCGGCUAGCCAACAUGUUGUUGCGUUUGGUGCUCAUUUGGGACAACCUCUCGAGCACGAUUACACUGCGUGUGUUGCUACCAGCGGUGGAGGAAUGCUACCACGGAUUGAUCGAGGCCAGGGAACUGGAGGCUAUCGGGCCUCUCAUGAAGCUGCUUUCGAAGGCGUUUGAAAUGAUGAAAUCCAGCAGCUUUGCUGCCAUCCAGGGCGAGGUGACGGAGCUAUUCCUGACCGCGUUGCAGUUCCGUUGCUACAACUCUAGCUCGGAUACGUUCUCGCUCUCGGCUAUAGACACAGCGGAAGCGCACGUCAUCCAGGCGUUUGUGGUGUUAAUUUUGAAGCUGUCGGAAAGCACCUUCCGCCCGUUGUUCUAUAAAGUGUUCGAAUGGUCUAUACGCGAAACCGCCAGCAAUGAUCGCGCCAUUACGUUCUUCAACGUAUGCUGCCACGUGGCGGAAGCGUUGAAAUCGUUGUUCGUACUGUUUGCUAGCGACUUGGUGGCCAUUGGCGUGAAAUUGUUGAACGCAACCAAUAGCGCCAAAGUUGACGGAAAGGAAGUGAAGGAGCUCCACUUCCCUAUAAACUCGAAAAACGUGAUGCUUCUCCGAUACAUCCUAAAAACGCUGUACAGCAUCGUACUGUACGAUAAUCAGAACUUUAUAAAUGCGGUACGAUUCGAUAUGCUGUUGGGCCCGGUUACGGAUCAGCUGGAAAACGAGCUCAUUAUGCAGGAUACAGAAAUUCGCAGCCUGGUGAUCGACUGUCUCGCUCAGAUGGCUGUGGCCGUGAUGGACGAUUCGCUGUGGCGCCAGUUGAAUUAUCAGGUGCUGAUGAAAACGCGCAAUAACGAAGCGGAUGUAAGAUUAUUCGCACUGGAGGCGUGCACAGAAAUAUCGCGAAAGCUGGGCGAGAGCUACGCGCCGUUGCUACCGGAAACUAUUCCGUUCCUGGCGGAACUGAUGGAAGACGAUAAUGAGGACGUUGAAAAAGCGGUUCACCAUUCAUGCCGUGAAAUUGGCCGUGCGACAGGUGAAGACUUGCAGAGUUAUUUCUAAAAGUAGGCAAAGAAAGUUCGUAACCAUGGCUACACUUAGGCGACGCUUGACAUUUGCCGUUCGCAAUCGUCUUUCGGUGAAUAGUUUGGUCUCCGUCAAGGAACUGGAAUGUUUGAGGUAC